Macrosiphum euphorbiae (potato aphid) is the source of this 1860-nucleotide messenger RNA. The record is from the annotation of a GenBank genome assembly. Lineage: Eukaryota; Metazoa; Arthropoda; Insecta; Hemiptera; Aphididae.
AUGAAUCCAAUAGAGCAUGAUGAUUUUCGUUAUAAGUACAAUGGCGGUGUUAAAAAUGGUGUUCGUAAUCAGUUUUGUAAAGGUACAGCAAAACGUUUAUCUGAUGGCACAAUCAAAGCCCAAAUAGGGCAUUCACACGUGGCAAACAUCGCUGAAAAUGAGAUUGGUGAUCUAAUAAAACAGUUUAGAUCUACCUUAAUACUACGAUCUGUCAAUGAAACCACGAAAUUAAAAAUUAUAUAUGAUGAGGAAUCAAUCAGAUGUAUUCGAGCUGCAGAACAUUAUUGUUGGCCAACAGCAGAAGCUUCAAUGCGUCAUGCUCGAAAAAAAAUUGUGCCUGCUUUACCAAUCAGCAUUAAUGCAUUGGCAGAUUAUCUUGAUCAAAACCCAGAGCGUUACACUUGUUGUGAACAAGCGUUUUAUCAAGAUCGAACUGUAGAUAAUGAUGGUAAAACAACAAUUAUAUUUGGAUGUACAUCACUUAUCAGUGAUGUUGUAAGUCAAGGAGGAAACGAAGUUCAUGCUGAUGCAACUUUUAAAGUUACACCAGCCACGCCACAGUCUCGACAACUUUUUAUUCUGCACAUAAUUGUUCAAAAUCAUUCAAUACCCAUAAUCUACGCAUUGAUGGAGUCCAAGACGGAAGCAGCAUACACUUUAUUGCUUACAAAAUGUAAAGCUUUAUUUCCUUCCAUAAUACCUAAUUGUGUGAUGACAGAUUUUGAGACAGCUUUGCAAAAUGCAUUUUUAACUGUUUACCCUGAAACUGUUGCACAUGGUUGCUGGUUUCACUAUGUCCAGGCAUUAAUAAAAAAUGUUAAAAGACUGGGUCUAGCACAAUACGUGAAGGAUAACGUACAAGCCCAGAUCUGUUUAAAAAUGUGCGCUGCUUUAGCAUUAUUGCCGGUGAACAAAAUUGACGAAGGUUUUCAAUUAAUACGUCGCCAUGCCAUAGAUAAUAAUGUUAGAUUUGCUACAUUUUUUAACUAUUAUUCAAACUAUUGGCUACGGAACAGAGGACCUGAAGUUUUUUCUGUUUAUGGUUUACCUAGAAGAACCAACAACAAUGUUGAAUGCUUUCAUUCCCAAUUGAAGGAAAAAUUCCAAAUCCUUCAUCCUAAUUUAUGGACGUUUUUAGAACACUUGAAAAAUUUGAGCAGCAAGUACCAUGUGACUGUAAGACAACUAGCACUAGGACAGAGAAUAUCUCGUGCUGUUAAAAUUAAAUAUUUACUAAACUCUGGAAGAAUUUUAAAAUCUACUCAACAAUUGGAUCUUGGGCAUAUUACAUUAAAAGAAUUUUUACUACAAUGCUCACACAGUGCAGAACGUUAUAUCCGUGAAGAAAUGAACUGGCACAUAAAUGUAGAACAAGGUAACCCAUUAGUAAUUAGUAAUAAAAUUGAAACCAAUUUUUAUAAAAAAAAAAUGAUACAUGUUUUGAACACAGGUGUAAUAGAAGAGAAUAAAGAUGAAAUAGCUGUAAGAGUAGAAGAUCAUCAACCAGAGCUUCCUGUAAACAUAGUACUUCCUGAAAACCCUGAGCCAGAAGAUGUGCAUGAAUGGGAUGAAAGGGAUUUUUUUAUUCCCGAAGAUUUGGAGUUAGUUAGAUGGCAGGAAGAAUACGGAAAUGAUGAAUAUCCAGAUAAUAUUCCUUAUGUCCAAAUUGAUCAAACUCUUCAAGUGAAUCUUCAUAAUGAAGAAACAAUUUGUGUUGUGUGCAGGGAUGGUGCUAGGUCUCAUGCAUCUGUACCUUGUGGACACAGAGUAUUGUGCGCAGAUUGCGCAGACCAACUACGUACUAAUCGAUGUCCAAUUUGUAAUAGAAAGUCCACCGGUGUCAUUCGCAUUUGGCAAUAG